Paraglomus occultum is the source of this 454-nucleotide messenger RNA. Lineage: Eukaryota; Fungi; Glomeromycota; Glomeromycetes; Paraglomerales; Paraglomeraceae. The record is from the annotation of a GenBank genome assembly.
AGGGACAAUAACGCUGAGAGCAUCAAAUUCGUUAACGAAUAUUUAUGCUCUCAACGGUGGUUCAUUUGCCAGACAUUCAGAAUCAAGUGCAUCGCUGCGCAGUCAGUAUAGGCGUGCGACAAGAGCACCAAAUGGAAAUAAAUCAGUGACCAGUGACAUUAAUUCUCAAAAAUCCGAUUCCGUUACAAUAGAAACGCUUGUAGCUUCUCACGAGAAAAGUGAAUCAGAGGACACAACAGCAAUGACAUCGACUGCAGCCACCACGCCAACAAGACAACAAAUGGUAACUUUUCUUGAAGAUUCAAAGACUGAUAUCCGAAAAGACGAAACGCGUAUAAAAAGAAAAGAAGCGCGAACAAAUGUCAGCGUAUUAAGAUUAAUGAGACGAUAUAAGAACAAACUAUUGAAGGGACUAAGAACAAUAUUCAUAUGUGGAAAUAAGGAUCGAUUAUGA